Molecule: messenger RNA, 1515 nt
Organism: Dothidotthia symphoricarpi CBS 119687
Lineage: Eukaryota; Fungi; Ascomycota; Dothideomycetes; Pleosporales; Dothidotthiaceae
Exons: 1
Coding region: 1-1515 (504 amino acids)
Source: RefSeq, a predicted model, not a curated record
AUGGCGCGGCGACAGCAACGCGCACCAGCACGGAAAGCAGACACCAAACGCCCCUCUCACGACGGUGAAGCCAUGGCUGCACCAGGACAGAAACGCCGCCGCGUGACCAGCGCAACGUCCAUGGCCGACGACGUCGAAAUGUCCUUGGACAACACUGACGGCAGCGGCGACGGCGACAUGGAUGUGGACAACAGCAGCAAAGAAACGUCCUUGGAUCACACUGACAGCAAUGGCGCCGACUGGGAAGCCCGUGUCUGGGCUGGCGCGCAACUUCAAGCCCUGGAGACGGCCAUCGAAGCCGCGCCCUCCAACGCAGCCAUCGUACACUUUGGCGAGUUCCUGCGCAUGCGGCUGGUGGGUGCCGAGACGGAAGCGGAUGGUGAUGUUGAUGGCGACGGCGACGGCGAUGGCGAUGGCGAUAGCGACGACGACAUGGACAUGGAGAACAGCAGCAGCAGGGACUCGCGCGUGCUCGCGCGUCGUCUCGCCAUCAUCCAUCGCGGCAUGCGCCCCAGCCACGCACUCCCAUCUGCAUCGCCGCCAGCGCCAGCGCCGCCAACGCGAACACGGACCAAAUCACACAGCACGCCCAACUCGACGCAGCGCUUUUUCGCCCGCCUCAGCACCCCGCUCACCCCGGCCCAGCUCCUGCAACUCCAGCAGCUGACCACGACCCUCAGGCAGGACGUAAGCACAGGCUCGUGUUUCGACCUGGACUUCCACGUGCCUAACCACAAUUGCACCGACGACUCAGAACCGCUGCAGUUCCUGCUGCUGGACACGCUGCAGUUGGACUCGACGUCACUGCGGGCCCGCGUCGUGCAGGUGUUGCUGGGCUUGUUUUGGUUCGAGCUCGGCCAGACCUUCAAGCCUGGGACGGGGGCCAGUCUGGCGCACUGGGAUGAGGGGACUUGGGCGAAGUUCUAUCGCGUCGUUGUCCCCGCGCAUCGGCGGGCUGAUGUCACUACUCCUGCUGGCGUUGAUGUCACUGAUGUUGGUGUCACUGCUUCUACUAGCGUUGAUGUCAGUGAUGUUGAAGAGGAAGCCAAGGAUGGAUUGGUCGUCCCCCUGACCCUCGUCAAAGACACCAUCCAGCGGUACCGCAUCUUCGGACACCGUCUGCACCAGCUCCGCACCAACCUUUCGCCUGGCUGCAUCUUGCUACUGAUCCACGGCCUGGAUAUCGAUGCCGUGAAUGUGUGCUACUCGUGGUCCACCCAGCAUGCUGCCGAGUUUUAUGAACGCGUGAAAAGUGCGCAGGAGCUGUGGGGAUCGGGGCGCGACUUGGAUGGCCUGGUGGCCAGCCUGGGCGAGCUGUUUGCCGACAAGUAUGGGUUGAUCGCGGCGUGGGAGGGUGUGGCUGGGAAGAAGGCGGGGAAGAAGGCGGUGAAGAAGGCGGGAAAGAAGGGAGGGAAGAAGAAGAUGGAGGGGGGGUUGGUCGAGGGGGAGUUGGUCGAGGGGAGGGGUUCAGGCAUGCUGAGGGCGCUCGCAGAGACGGAGGAGAGUGGUGAGUAG